Molecule: messenger RNA, 12536 nt
Organism: Diprion similis
Lineage: Eukaryota; Metazoa; Arthropoda; Insecta; Hymenoptera; Diprionidae
Gene: Dnah3
Product: dynein axonemal heavy chain 3-like
Exons: 12
Coding region: 42-12194 (4050 amino acids)
Biological process (GO): microtubule-based movement
Cellular component (GO): dynein complex
Molecular function (GO): ATP hydrolysis activity; dynein light intermediate chain binding; ATP binding
Source: RefSeq, a predicted model, not a curated record
CAGGAUAAUGAACAUCUAGAAAAUAUCCUUUGGUCAAUGUCAUGCAAUAUUUGAAAAAUAUGACGGAAGGAAAUCCUGGUAAUUGUGCAUGUACCGGAGACAGUUCUGUAGAACCUUACAAGAAUUGGUACGAAUAUGUCAAGCCUAUGGAGAGUAUGGGUAGUUUCUUUACUCCAACAAGCUGCAAAUUUCGCAUCAAAACUGUCACUUCCAACCAAUUGGUAUCUCCGUGGCAUCCCUUUGGACCUGAUAGAAAGCUUAAAUAUCCACCAGCAGACUGUGUUAAAGCUCAUUAUGAAGAGGUGGCAAAUAUUGAUUUGAAGAAAUCCAAACGUUUAAAGAUUACACCAAACAACAUAAUAAACUUGAAGGAUUUAGCCGAUGGUACUUGGGAGAGACAGAAGGCGAAGAAAUUUGAGGCUCAGAUUUUGGCACGCAAAAAAAAAAUUCAGCAGAAACGACAAGAACGCAGGGCUAAAAGAAUUCCUGAAUCUGUGAUUCUGGCCCAAAAACAAGCAGAAUGUCCUAGAGAUAUUGAAGAUCAGCUAGACGAGUUGCAUUCACAAGUCGAUGAAGAACAAAAUGCUUUUGUUCGUCCUGAAGAUUUUUGUAGGAUUCAUUAUCUGAGGCAUUACAGUAUUCAAGAUUCAGAUCUGGAACCAUACGACUAUAGGAAUAUCGAACAAGCUCGAGCUCGCAUAACAGGGAGGCUGCGCCAACGCCGAGAUUUCAAUGAGAGACUAGCGUCGCUUGAGCCUGAGAUCAUUAUGGAUUAUAAAGAAAGUUUGAGAGUAGCAAUUGUUGCUUAUGCUCUGUUAGAUCCUGUUGAAAGGAAACGUUUGCUGAUAAUCACUUUACCCGCAGAAUACCCCAUUAUCAAUGUGAGGGCUCCGGUGCCUUGGCAUUCUUCCAAAAUCAUCGCUGAACAUUUCAUGGAAUAUAAUUUCUUCAUAGGAAAUGAAAUUCUACAGGACAUUCGUGACUUGUGGUAUAUCAAAUAUCGACACUUGUUGAUUGUCAGACCUUCUGACUUCGGCGUCUUUCCAGUACAAGCGUCUGAAAUUAGAUCAAAAAUAGAUGUUUUGUGCGAAACUGCUAAUCAAAAAAUAAUGAACGGAUGGAUGUCAGAAGUUGCUGAAAUGUUUUUAGAGAAGAAACAUGCUUGGAAAACAUAUCUAUCGAUGAAACCGGGUGCGUCGACGGUUGGCAUUGAAAAUUACUUCCGAUGUGUAAAUACCUUGCUAUCGAAAAGUUUGCGUGACUUGAUUGUAAAAACGCUCAUACAUCUCAAAGAUUUUUUCGUUGAAUACAGCGAAGGGAAUGAUUUCACAGGUGAAUAUCAGGACAUGACAUUUAUUAGGAAACCUUGUAUGACGGUACGCGUCGAGCCUGUAUUGGGUACGGAUGAAUUAAAGGUAAUUCCCGAUUCAUCUGAGGUAUGUCGAUCCAUCUACUAUUGCUUUGAGCGAAUAAUCAAGAUCGGCGAUGCUAUUCCCAAGAUUGAAGGUCUUUUGUUUCCUGAAAUACACAUUAAGUCGUUCAUGUCUCCUGUUCAUCUUUUAGAACCAGCAAUACAAGAAAUAAUUAACGAAGCUUUAAAUACUUUCGAAGCAAAUAUAAACGGGCCACACAAGUAUUUAAAAAUGUACGACAAUUUUCUGUACAUUCUUGAUGGUCAGGCAGAGCAUGACUUAGAGAGCUACUUUGCUCUUGAUCCACUGCCGGCAUUGCGCGAAUUUGGUCACCGAAUUGAAGGCUACGAUAAUUUAAUACGACAAGUGUUUUUUUUUAGGAAUAAAAUACCAUUAAAUAUCAUAGAACUCGAUUGUACAGAACUCAAUGAAACACUUCGAUCUGUAUUGCGCAGUCUUCGAACGAAAAUAUGUAAUCAUUUUUAUGCGGAAUUACGUGCCAACAAUCAAGAACUGUGUACUGUUUUUGAAGAAAUAGCUGACAAGGUUUCAGAAAUGCCUGAAACUACUCAAGAAGUUAUAGAUUUAUUUAACUACUUAUCAGAGAGUCGGGACUGUACGAUGUUUAAUCUCCGAAGCAAAUCAGCCCAUUCUGUUGAGUUAAUAUUAUUUCUUAUUGACUAUCAGCCUCCUACAAAUGAGGAAAUUAUUUUGAAUACAAGAACUCUUACGUGGCCCAAGGAAAUGGAAGCAGUAAUGGAAUUAGCCAACACUAGAUUGAACCUUAGGAAGGAGUUUGUUGAAGGUGUCCUUCGUAUACGAAGAGAUAAUUUUGAAACACGAAUACACAAUGUCCAGAACGCGAUAGAUCAGUUUAAAAAAAAGGACCCACCUGUGUUGACAAUGGAUGAAAUGGAAUCAGGAACCGAAGAAAUUGAGGAGAUUUCAAAACAGAUGGCUGAGAUUAGGAAAGAAGUGGAAGAGAUUAACAGAGAAGAGGCCUUGCUCGAUAUGGAGCUCAGUCCGUACAUGAUACUUCCUACAAUGAGCUCUACUGUAGAUGUUUUUGACAGAUUAUGGCACACCAUUACAAGUUUCCACAAAAAUUAUGAAAAAUGGUACUAUGGACUAUUUAAAGAUCUUGAUGCUGAAGAGGUUCGAGAAGAAACUGAAAACUCUUGGCGCACUCUCUACAAAUUGUCGAGACUUUUAACCGACACACCAGGGGCAAGACGAAUCGCCGAGAUGGUCAGAGGAAAGGUGGAAAAAUUUAAGCAAUUUAUUCCAUUACUGCAAACAAUUUGUAAUCCUGGCUUACAACAACGUCACUGGGAGCAAAUUAGCCAAGCUGUGGACAUAAAAAUAAUUCCAAAUGCAUCAAGCAGUCUCGGAGAAAUGGUAGACUACGGAUUACCUGUUUACAUCAAUCGUUUAGAGGAAAUAUCUAUGUCUGCUACAAAAGAGUAUGGGCUUGAAAAAAAUUUGCAAAAGAUGCAGGAUGAGUGGUCUGACGUUUACUUUGACCUAACUCCAUAUCGCGAAACUGGUGUUCAUAUAUUGUCUGCCGUUGAUGAUAUACAAAUGCUUUUAGACGACCAUAUCCUCAAAGCUCAAACAAUGAGAGGUUCUCCAUAUGUCAAGGCCUUCGAACAUGCGAUGCAAGCUUGGGAAGAAAAGUUAAUGUCGAUGCAGGAUAUCAUCGACCAAUGGUUGUAUUAUCAAGCGACAUGGAUGUACCUAGAACCCAUAUUUAGCAGCGAGGAUAUAAUGAGGCAAAUGCCAACGGAAGCAAAGAAUUUCCGAGUAGUUGAUAAAAUAUGGCGGCAAAUAAUGACAUAUGUUGCAAGUAAUAGAAAAGUUACUGUAGCAACAUCCAUGCCUGAUAUGUUGAAGCAGUUUAAGUCGGGGAACACAUUGUUGGACGAAAUUCAGAAGCGUUUAAACGAUUACUUAGAAAAGAAGAGAUUAUUCUUCCCUAGAUUCUUCUUCUUAUCCAAUGACGAGUUGCUUGAAAUUUUAUCAGAAACGAAAGACCCUCAAAGGGUUCAACCACAUUUGAAGAAAUGCUUUGAAGGAAUCUCUAAAUUACGCUUUACAAAAGAGCAAGAGAUCAUUGGAAUGCUUUCUGACGAAGAUGAGUACGUUCCAAUGAGUACAAAAAUCUUUCCUGCCGAUGCUAAGGGAUUAGUGGAAAAAUGGCUUUCUCAAGUAGAGAAACUGAUGAAAGUAUCUCUGCGUGAUGUUUCCCAGGAUAGUAUAGCUGCUUAUUUUAAUACCGUAAGAGAAGUUUGGAUCUUAUCUUGGCCAGGACAAAUCGUACUAUGCGGCAGCCAGGUUCACUGGACGAGUGAAGUCUGUGAAUCCUUUGAGGCAAAUUCCGUUCCUGCAUAUCUUGCCCAAUGCAGUUCUCAAAUUGAUAAGACUGUAGCCUUGGUUCGUGGAAAAUUAGAACCUGGUGCAAGAAUUACCCUAAAUGCUUUGAUUGUCAUUGAUGUUCACGCCAGAGAUGUUGUAAAAUUGCUGGUAGCGAAACAGGUCACCUCUGUAACAGAUUUCAAUUGGAUAUCUCAGCUGCGCUACUACUGGAUCGACGAUAGCAUAACUGUUUCAAUGAUAACAACAGAAGUAGCCUAUGCAUAUGAGUAUCUAGGAAAUUCACCACGCCUAGUAAUAACACCUUUGACAGAUAGAUGUUACCGUACUUUGAUGGGUGCUCUCAAGUUGUAUCUUGGGGGAGCGCCCGAAGGUCCUGCCGGUACUGGUAAGACAGAGACAUCGAAAGACCUUGCAAAAGCAGUAGCUAAACAAUGCGUCGUGUUCAAUUGCUCAGAUGGCCUUGACUACAAAGCAAUGGGAAAAUUCUUCAAAGGCCUUGCUCAGUCUGGUGCGUGGUCUUGUUUUGAUGAAUUCAAUCGAAUUGAACUUGAGGUACUCUCUGUAAUUGCGCAGCAAAUUCUGACAAUUCAAAUGGCAGUUGGUAUGCAUCUUGAGAAGUUUAUUUUCGAGGGCACUGAAAUAAAACUGGAUCCGACGUGUAACAUUUUCAUUACCAUGAAUCCUGGCUAUGCAGGUCGUCAAGAGCUUCCUGAUAACUUGAAAGUUCUUUUCCGUACUGUAGCCAUGAUGGUACCCGACUAUGGUAUGAUUGGCGAAAUCACUUUGUAUUCAUAUGGAUUUAUUGAUGCUAGAAGUCUUGCUGAGAAGAUAGUUCACACUUACAAGUUAUGUUCAGAACAGUUAAGCUCGCAGUGUCAUUAUGACUAUGGAAUGCGUGCUGUAAAAACGGUGUUAUUAGCUGCUGGAAAUCUGAAACUCAAGUACACAUCACAAAACGAAUCCAUAUUAGUAUUAAGAGCUAUUGUAGAUGUGAAUCUUCCAAAAUUUCUUGCACAGGAUGUGCCUCUGUUCAACGGUAUCUACACCGAUUUGUUUCCUGGUAUUGAUUUACCUCAGCCAGAUCGUGUUGAACUAAUUGACUUGCUAAAGGCCAAUUGUCAAAAAAGAAAUCUACAAGCAACGGAUUGGUUUAUUGAAAAAGUUAUUCAAAUAUAUGAAAUGAUUCUUGUAAGACACGGUCUGAUGAUAGUCGGGGAACCUAUGGGUGGAAAAACACAGGGUUAUCAGUCACUAGCUGAUUCGUUGGGUGAUUUAUCCACAAUGCGACGAGCGACAAUGAGAGAGUUUAGGACUGUAUACAGAAUUAUUAACCCAAAGGCAAUUACAAUGGGGCAAUUGUAUGGCAGUUUUGAUCCCAUAUCACACGAGUGGAGCGACGGUGUUCUUGCUAACACGUUUCGAGAAUAUGCUCAGUCAUUGAGUAUUGAAAGGAAAUGGAUUUUAUUCGAUGGACCGGUAGAUGCUGUCUGGAUUGAAAAUAUGAACACUGUACUGGAUGACAACAAGAAACUUUGUUUAAUGUCUGGCGAAAUUAUCCAAAUGUCUAAUAGGAUGAAUUUGAUAUUUGAGCCAGCUGACCUGGAACAGGCCUCACCAGCAACAGUCAGUAGAUGUGGAAUGAUAUACAUGGAGCCUUCCCAGCUUGGUUGGCAUCCAUUUUUUGAAUCCUACAAAAAACACCUCAAGGAAAAACUACUGAUUGAACAAUUCGGCUUGCUAGUUGAACUUGUUGAAUGGUUGACUCAGUCAAUCUUUGAUUUCGUGAGAUUGAACUGUAAGACAUUUAUUGAAACAUCAGAAUUGCAUAUGUUCCAUUCAUUUACAAGAAUGCUAACAACAAUGCUCGAAGGAGAGGGGCAAGUUAGCACAGUGUGGCUUCAAUGCACGCUUUUAUUCAGCAUGAUAUGGGGUAUGUGUCCCACACUUGUCAACGACAGUCGUAAACUGUUUGAUACAUUUUUACGUAAAUUACUGGAUGGUGGUAUCGAAGAGAAUCCAAAACCCAAAGCUUUCAAAUUGACAAAACAGCAACUUUUCCCGGAUAAAGGAACAGUCUUUGACUGGGUCUAUGAUAAGAAAAAUAAUGGCACUUGGAUUUCGUGGGUGGAUACAACGACGCAGGUACAAAUGGCACCAAAUGCAAAGGUUGGCGAACUGAUUAUUCAAACAAACGAAAUGUGUAUGCAACGUUUUUUCUUAUCAUGCCUACUUCCACGAGAAAUACCGCUUUUAUUUGUUGGCCCUACGGGAACAGGAAAAUCUGCAAUAGUGUUAAACUAUCUGGUAUCUUUGGCCAAAGAAAAAUUCAUUCAAAAUGCAAUAAACUUUAGCGCAAGAACAAGUGCAUUUCAAACUCAAGAAAUAGUUAUGUCCAAAUUAGAUAGACGCAGAAAAGGAGUGUACGGCCCAACUAUGGGCAAACAGUGUGUCUUAUUUGUGGAUGAUCUGAGUAUGCCGCAGAAGGAAGUGUAUGGUGCACAACCACCUAUAGAAUUAUUACGUCAAUGGAUUGAUCAUGGGUAUUGGUUUGAUCUGAAAGACACUACCAUACUUUAUUUAGUUGAUAUUCUGCUGAUAGCUGCUAUGAUUCCACCAGGAGGUGGAUCUAAUGUAGUUACCUCACGUCUCACUCGACAUAUGCAUAUUAUUGGUAUUGAUUCAUUCGAUGAUACUACAAUGACAAAGAUAUUUACCUCAAUUUUGGACUGGCAUCUUGCCAAGGGGUUCGAUUCGAAUGUUGCCAGACUUGGCAAAAUGGUUGUCGCUGCUACAAUCGAUCUUUUUCAUGAUGCGAUAGAGAACUUUCUACCAACUCCAGCCAAGAGUCAUUACACUUUUAGUUUGCGAGACUUCAGUCGAGUGAUCAGAGGGAUUGUGCUUGUACCAUCCUCACGAAUGAAGGAUCCAGACAAGAUGGUGAGACUAUGGAUCCACGAAGCCUACCGAGUGUUCUAUGAUCGGCUCAUUGAUGACAACGACCGUGAAACAUUAUUCAAAUUAGUUAAAAAUGCAUGCUAUCAGCAAUUGCGACAGCCAGUCGAUAAGGUUCUUGCUCAUUUCUUGGAAGGAGAUGAAAAAAUCAUUACAAACUCACACAUUCGCAAGUUGUUCUUCGGAAAUUAUAUGGAGCCUGAUGUAGAUUCAAAAACUUAUGACGAAGUUAUAAGCGAAGAGGAUUUGCAAGAGAAAAUGGAAUAUUAUUUGACCGAGUACAAUGUCAUGGCAAAAACUCCAAUGUCUCUAGUAUUGUUUAGAUAUGCUAUUGAACAUAUAUCGAGAAUAUCUCGUAUAUUGCUUCAAGAUAAUGGACACGCGCUUUUGGUUGGCAUUGGUGGCUCUGGUCGGAGUUCAUGUGCCAGGCUAGCAACAUCUAUGUGUGAAUAUUUACUUUAUCAAGUUGAAAUGACCAGAACUUACGGUCGAUCCGAAUGGAGGGAUGAUUUAAAAGCUCUUCUGUUGAGCGCAGGAGGUGAUGGAAAAAUGACAGUCUUUCUCUUUGGGGAUAACCAGAUUAAAGAUGAAUCUUUCGUAGAAGAUAUAAAUAUGAUACUCAACACGGGUGAUGUCCCAAAUUUGUACGCAUCUGAUGAAAAAGCUGAGAUACUUGAAAAAAUGAUGAACACAACACGUGAAGGGACUGGUAAGAAAAUGGAAACCACGCCAAUGGCGUUAUACAAUUUCUUCAUUGAAAGAGUUAAAAAUAAUUUACACGUCGUUCUGACCAUGUCACCAAUCGGAGAUGCGUUUCGAAACAGGUUGAGAAUGUUUCCGUCGCUCAUCAAUUGCUGUACCAUAGAUUGGUACACGGCUUGGCCUGAAGAUGCUCUUGAAAAAGUAGCUAAAAUGUUCCUUAAGGAUCUUGAUAUCACAUCUGAGCUUCGUGAAAAGUCUGUGCUCAUUUGUAAGCAGUUUCACACUAGUGUGCAAACUGCUAGCGAGGAUUACUUUGUUACCCAGCGUAGAAAAAAUUAUGUAACUCCUACUAGUUUUCUCGAGCUUAUCAAGUCCAUUUACAAAUUGUAUGGGCAAAAAAUAGAACAGAUUACGUUGCAGCAAAACAGGUACGAAGUUGGUUUGGACAAGCUAGAUUUCGCCGCUGCGCAAGUUGGAGUAAUGCAGGAAGAACUGCAUGCUCUGCAACCAAAACUCUUAGCCCAAUCACAGCUCAGUGAUAAGUUGAUGAUUAGAGUUGAACAAGACACUGUCACAGUAGAAGCCAAGAAAGAAGUAGUCGCAGCUGACGAAGCUUUGGCCAAUGAAGCUGCAGCAGCUGCCCAAGCGAUAAAAGAUGACUGUGAAAGUGAUUUGGCAGAGGCGACUCCAGCACUGGAAGCAGCAUUAUCUGCCCUAAAUACAUUAAAACCUUCUGAUAUUGUUAUCGUAAAGUCUAUGAAAAAUCCGCCAGCUGGAGUGAGGCUUGUCAUGGAAGCGGUAUGUGUGCUUAAGGGCGUUAAACCAAUACCGGUGCAAGAUCCAACCACUGGAGGUAUAGUAGAUGAUUACUGGGCAGCAUCUAUAAAAAUGCUUGGUGACAUGAAAUUUCUUGAAAGUUUGAAAACGUUUAAUAAGGACAAUAUACCACCAGCUAAUAUAAAGAAAAUUCGAGAAAAAUACAUGAACGACAGAGCUUUUGUUCCGGAGGUAAUUAAAAAAUCUUCCACUGCUUGUGAAGGAUUAUGCAAGUGGGUGCGAGCAAUGGAAGUGUAUGACAGGGUGAUCAAGGUGGUAGCACCAAAAAAAGCUAUGUUAGCUGAAGCCGAAGGAGAGUUAUUGGCACAGUUGGAAACUUUGAAUGCCAAGAGAGCACUGCUGCAAGAAGUGACUGACAAAUUGCAAUCCCUGAACGAUGAAUUUGCCGAAUGCAUGCGGGAAAAGAAGAAGUUAGAGGACCUCAUUGACCAUUGUAUGCAAAAAUUAGACAGAGCUGAAAAACUGUUAGGUGGGCUUAGCGGGGAAAAAACAAGAUGGAGUGAAACAGCCGCUACUCUUGGUGAAAGUCUUGGAAGUGUAAUUGGCGAUGUCAUACUAGCUUCUGGAAUAAUUGCCUACCUCGGAGCUUUUACUAUUGAGUAUCGUAAUAGUUUAAUCAAACAAUGGCAUGAAUCUUGUUCCAAAUUACAAAUUCCAUGCGAUUCAGAUUUCGGUCUGGUUAAAAUCCUCGGUGAACCAGUGGAGAUUAGGGCUUGGAUGAUCCAUGGCUUACCGGCAGACACCUUCUCUGUAGAGAAUGCUAUUAUUGUAAAAAACGCAAAUCGGUGGCCACUCAUGAUUGAUCCUCAAGGUCAAGCUAACAAGUGGGUAAAAAAUAUGGAAAAACAGAAUAAAUUGAACAUUAUCAAGUUGACAGACCCAAACUACGUUAGGACUAUGGAAUUGGCUAUUCAGUAUGGCAAUCCAGUAUUACUAGAAAAUAUACUUGAAGAGAUCGAUGCCAUUCUAGAGCCAGUGCUAGUGAGAAAUAUCUACAAACAACAAGGAGUAAUGUACAUGAAGUUUGGAGAGAACGUUAUCGAGUAUCAUACAGAUUUUCGAUUCUACAUAACCACCCGGCUUCGUAAUCCUCAUUAUUUGCCAGAAGUAGCAGUUAAAGUGAGCCUUCUUAAUUUUAUGAUAACACCACAAGGACUUCAAGAUCAGCUGCUCGGUAUCGUAGUUGCCAAGGAUCUACCUGUGCUGGAGGAAAAAAAGAAUCAAUUGAUCAUUGAAGGCGCUAAUAAUAAGCGGAUUCUAAAAGAAAUUGAAGACAAAAUUUUGGAAGUUCUCUCCACAUCUGAAGGAAAUAUCCUGGAAGAUGAAACAGCUGUAAAAAUAUUAUCAUCUUCGAAAGUCCUCUCUGCUGAGAUUCAAGCUAAGCAGGCGGCGGCAAUGAAAACAACAUUGGAGAUUGACGAUGCUCGUAAUAAGUACAAACCUGUUUCAUUCCAUGGAGCUGUUUUAUUUUUCUGUAUAUCAGAAUUGGCUAAUAUUGAUCCGAUGUACCAGUAUUCUUUGGCAUGGUUCAUCCAUUUAUACACUAUGGCGAUUCUCAACAGUGAGAAGUCCGUUGAACUAAAUACACGAAUGAACAAUUUAAAUACAUACUUUACAGCCAGUAUAUACAGAAAUGUUUGUCGAUCUUUAUUCGAAAAAGAUAAGUUGAUAUUUUCCUUUGUUUUAUGCAUCGGCCUUAUGCGUGCUGAUAACAAAGUCGACGAGGAUCUUUGGGUCUUUCUGUUAACUGGCGGUGUCACGCUACAAAACCCUUAUAAAAAUCCAGCUCCGUCUUGGCUCUCAGAAAAGUCCUGGUCCGAAGUAGUGCGAUCAUCACGAUUGACCGGGCUUGGAGAAUUGCAAUCUUCGGUUGAAAAUAGUACGUCAGAUUGGAAGGCAUUCUACGACCUUGCAGAUCCUCAGAAUCACCCUCUACCGUCACCAUUUACGAAUGAAGUACACACCUUGAGUAAACUUGUCAUAUUGAGAUGCAUAAGACCGGAUAAAAUUGUAUCUGCUGUUCAAACAUUUAUCACUCAUCACAUGGGCCAAUCGUUUAUCGAACCGCCACCGUUUGAUCUACAAGAUUCGUAUAAUGACUCCAGCAAUGUUUCGCCUUUGGUUUUUAUUUUGUCUCCUGGGUCUGACCCAAUGGCUGGCCUGAUCAAGUUUGCGGAAGACAAAGGAAUUCAGAAGAAAAAUCUUAUGACAAUUUCUUUGGGCCAAGGCCAGGGACCUAUUGCAGCUGGAAUGAUAAACAAAGGUAUAAAAAGUGGGGAAUGGGUUGUUUUGCAAAACUGUCACCUGGCUGAGAGUUGGAUGAAAGAAUUGGACAGAAUCUGUGACGAAGUCAUAAUACCAGAAAACACGCAUCCCAAAUUUCGAAUAUGGCUGACGAGUUACCCUUCCAAAGCAUUCCCUGUUUCUAUACUGCAAAAUGGUGUCAAAAUGACGAAUGAAGCACCCAAAGGCUUGAAACAAAAUUUACUCAGAAGCUAUCUCAAUGAUCCUAUUUCAGACACGAAAUUUUUUAAUAAUUGCUACAAAAUAAGUGAAUGGAGGACUCUUCUAUUUUCGCUAUGUUUCUUCCAUGCUGUAGUCCAAGAAAGACGAAAAUUUGGACCCCUUGGAUGGAAUAUUCCCUAUGAAUUUAAUGAGUCAGACUUGCGAAUCAGCGUUUUGCAGUUGCAGAUGUUUUUGAACGAAUAUCAAGAAGUUCCAUUUGAAGCGUUGCUCUACCUCACUGGAGAAUGUAAUUAUGGCGGUCGUGUCACUGAUGACAAAGAUCGUCGAUUAAUGAGCUCUCUUCUCCAGAAUUACUAUUGUGAAGCAGUCCUAAAAGACCCUGAAUACUCCUUUUCUGCGAGUGGAAUAUAUCACCUACCACCAAAUACAGACAUGGCUGGAUGCUUACAGUACAUUCGUAGUCUACCAAUAAAUCAAUUGCCUGAAGUAUAUGGACUACAUGCUAAUGCCGACAUUACUAAGGAUAAUAAGGAAACUUCGCAACUAUUAGCAGGAGUGCUGCUUACACAAACGCAAAUAAGUGGUGGAACUGGUGACGGAGAUGCCGGUGAGAUGGUUACCAAUCUUGCAGAAACGAUUCUGUCCUCGAUGCCACCGCAGUUUGAUGUAGAAUAUGUGGCGCGGAAGUAUCCUGUACUCUACUCCAACAGUAUGAAUACGGUUCUGCGGCAAGAAUUAAUUAGAUUCAAUCGACUCACCGAAGUGAUUAAAAGCACGUUAAAGAAUGUGCAAAAAGCAAUUAAAGGGCAGGUAGUGAUGUCAGAAUCGUUGGAAGAGGUUUACAUUAACAUGAACAUCGGCAAAGUUCCAGCCUGCUGGGAUAAAAAGUCUUAUCCGUCACUGAAACCACUUGGAAGUUAUAUUACUGAUCUGCUCGCACGAUUGGAGUUUUUGCAAAAAUGGAUCGAAAACGAUGCUCCUGUUGUAUUCUGGCUGUCUGGAUUUUUCUUUACUCAAUCUUUCUUAACUGGUGUGCUACAAAAUUUCGCCCGAAAACAUAAAAUACCAAUCGAUCAUCUUGAUUUCGAAUUCAAAGUUACGAAGUUUGAGAGAAGCACUGAUGAACCACCAUCCUACGGAGUUUACACCCGGGGAUUAUUCCUGGAAGGUGCACGUUGGGACAGAAAGCUAAUGGCACUGAACGAAUCUCUGGCUAAGAUAAUGUUUGACGUUGUGCCAAUAAUAUGGCUAAUGCCAGGCAAAAAGAUUGAGUUCAAGGAACUCCCGGUUUACCAAUGUCCUGUCUACAAGACGAGUGCAAGACGAGGAGUUCUGGCCACGACAGGGCAUUCGUCCAACUUUGUCAUGUAUAUUUUAUUAACAUCAAACCAUCCGGAGACCCAUUGGAUUAAUCGUGGAGUCGCAUGCCUUUGUCAACUGGACGACUAGGUAUAGCGAUUAGUUCAAAAAUAGUAUUAUUUCAGGCUAUUUAUGGACGUCUGCCUUAUUUGCUAUUGAAGAGUCGCACAAAAUGACCGCAAAUGGUCUGUUUUAAUACAGCAAGUUCUGAGAUCAGAAUUUCGAUAAGCACACCAUUCAAUGAAAUACAAAAUAUGAUAUAAUCUUACCUUUUCUGAAGUAAUCAGAAUUAUUUAUAAUUUAAGAAAUAUUUACAUAGUACAACCUAUACUGCAGUCCUUUACCAUUUUUAAUUUAACGAUAUGAUAUAAUCUAUAACUUUUUUUAUCACUUAUUCUACGAAGAUCGAUACAUGAAACUUACUGCAAUUGU